This is a messenger RNA of Lactuca saligna, 2067 nucleotides long. The record is from the annotation of a GenBank genome assembly. Lineage: Eukaryota; Viridiplantae; Streptophyta; Magnoliopsida; Asterales; Asteraceae.
AUGAGCUGUUAUUACUCUUCACUGCUAAUUAAUGAUCACCUUGAAGUACGGCGUAAUAGAUCUCGCUUCUAUUUCCGAAAUCGAUUCCAUGUUACUCUCUUAAUCGAUGAAAUGUUCUCGGCGUUGUCUUCGUAUAUAAAUUGUCCAAUGGACUUGUCUCUGAUCAUCAAACUCUCAUCUCCUCGCUUUUGUUCAUCCCCUUUCAAUUCAUACCCGGGAGGUUCACCCUCUGCUUCUUCCAAUACUGUAUUAGAUUAUUGGAAGGACUUACUCAGACAACAUGAAUCAGGCCAUCAUCCGACCAUUUUAUCUUGGACUUUUGGCUUGGUUAUGUUUACAUACGGACAAAUUUCUCCUCUUGGUGUUUCACAAAGGGGCAUACUUAUCAAUGGGAAGUUCCCAGGCCCAACCAUUGACUGUAUCACCAACGACAAUGUAAUUGUCAAUGUCAUUAACAAGCUGGAUGAACCCUUUCUUCUCACCUGGAAUGGUAUCAAACAAAGAAAGAGCUCAUGGCAAGAUGGAGUUUUGGGGACAAACUGCCCAAUCCCACCAAACUCAAACUGGACAUACCAAAUGCAAAUGAAAGAUCAAAUUGGAACCUAUUCCUACUUCCCUUCAAUCAAAAUGCAUAGAGCUGUUGGUGGUUUUGGGGCAAUUAAUGUCCGAGCAAGAGCUGUGAUUUUUGUCCCAUAUCUCAAACCAGUUGAGGAAUUCACUUUACUCAUCAGUGACUGGUGGAAAUCUGAUCACAAGACACUACAACAAACACUCGACUCUGGGAACACUCUUCCCAUGGCUGAUGCUCUACUAAUCAAUGGCCAUGUUCAAUCAACCUCUUUCACUACCCAAAAAGGUCAAAGGUACAUGUUUAGAGUAUCAAAUGUGGCCUUAACCACUUCAAUUAACUUCAGAAUCCAAAACCAUACACUAACACUAGUCGAAACUGAAGGAUCACACACUUUACAAGAAUCAUACGAAUCACUAGACAUUCAUGUUGGUCAAUCCGCUUCUUUCUUGGUCAACCUUAAUGCUCCUCUAAAAGACUACUUCAUCGUUGCUUCAACACGUUUCACGAAACCAGUUCUUACAGCUACAGCAACCCUCCACUACGAUGGCUCCACCACCAAAGCUUCUUUGCCACUACCAUGGGGUCCCACCUAUGAGAUUCACUGGUCAAUGAAACAAGCAAGAACAAUCAGAUGGAAUUUAACAGCAAAUGCAGCUAGACCUAACCCUCAAGGCUCAUACCACUAUGGAACAAUUCCAGUAACACGAACAGUUGUGCUUGCAAAUUCAGCUGUAAACAUUAAUGGAAAACUUAGGUAUGCUGUGAAUCAGGUGUCGUAUGCUAACCCAGAAACUCCAUUGAAGAUCGCUGACUUUUAUAACAUUCCUGGAGUCUUCCACUUAAGCUCAAUCAAAGAUUCACCUCCUUCAACCCCUCCUGUUAUUGGCGCAUCUGUUAUGGGAUUCACUCUUCAUGACUUUGUUGAAAUUGUCUUCCAAAACAACGAGGGAAGUAUUCAAUCAUGGCAUCUUGAUGGGUCGGACUUUUGGGCUGUUGGGUUUGGAUCUGGGCAGUGGAAUGCUACACUUAGGAAAAGAUUUUAUAAUCUGAAUGAUGCUACCACACGACACACUGUUCAGGUGUAUCCGAAUUCAUGGAGUGCGAUAUUGGUUUCUAUGGAUAACAAGGGGAUGUGGAAUUUGAGGUCUGCAAUUUGGCCAAGGAGAUAUUUGGGACAGGAGUUGUAUACGAAAGUUUGGAACGAUGAAAAGAGUUCUCGCACUGAAUAUGAAAUCCCGUUGAAUGCAUUAAGAUGUGGAAAGGCGCCAUUGAAUUAGAAGAUUAUGGAAUAUAUUGUUGAAUGUAGCUUGUUUUUUUAAUUUAAAUUUUCAGUUUUUUUCACCGGUUACGAGGGUGUAAUCGUGUUGGAGAAGAUGAAAAACUUGAUUUGUAUGUUGUUGUUUAGUAUUUUUCAUUCUAGAGGUGUAAUUUAAGUGAUACAUAAGGAAAAAUAAAUGUGUGAUUGCAUGUACUUUAUAGUUUAACUAAGAACUUGC